ACCACCACCUCCACACGACGAAAGAAGCGGCAUUGAACGAUUCAGUACCUUGCUGUGUUGCUAAGAAUUGCAUCUUUUGCUGCUGCAGGUCUGAUCCACGUCGUGAGACUUGCACCCUCCAAGACGGCACGCUAGAACUGUACCAGCCAGUUUGCUCCGUCUUAGGUCUGACCCGUCUAGAGGUUAAGGCAUUGGUCUUUUGCUGCAGCGCCACUGACAGCCACACUUGGAGGACAUAGAGAGGCAGCAGAGGAGAUGGAUAGAGGUGGUGAGAACAAGGAAGGCCACUUGAAGCAAUGGCAGCUUCAGCCCGAGUCUGAGUACAGGUUUGAGCUCGACCCCGGAAAGUCGCUCGCGAUCAAGCUCGUUCGCGGGUAUGCCGAGAUAUUUGGAGCGGAACUAGCGGAGGGCAAGACAUACUUGUUCGGCCAGGAAUGCAAGGCAGCCGUGUACACCUGGCAAGGCUGCACCAUAGAGAUGAGUCCUACACUCUUUUCGCGAAACGUCAAGGGCCAGCCCUCAGUAGAGUAUCUUUCCGACGAGACACCCAUGUCCGCAUACGCAAACGUACAUGUCGCGCUAGAGCAAAUGCGCAUUCGCGCUUUUGCCGCCGCCACGGGCGAACCGCUCCCUGACGAAGAGGGCGCAAAGGGCCCGAGCGACGCGCCACGCGUGCUCGUACUGGGUCCGGAGAACUCGGGGAAGACGAGUGUAUGCAAAAUUUUGACGAAUUACACCAUUCGUGGCGGUGAAGACUGGGCGCCGAUGUACGUGAACGUCGACCCGAGUGAGGGAGGCUGGGCAGUUCCCGGAGCUGUGGCUGCUGCUGCCAUCACCGCACCGUUGCAGACCGCGACGGCCGCCUCACCUCUGGGUGCGGUGACGACCUCUGCGCCAAAUCAUGUGUCGUCGAAUGGGCUGCUCCCGUUGUCGUAUUGGUACGGCCACGCAGAGAUGAAGAGGAAUCCGCUCUUAAUGGAGCGCCUCAUACGAAACCUGGGGGAGAACAUACGGGAUAGGUGGGAACACGACGUGCCGGGACGGUCGGCGGGUUUGAUUGUCGAUACUCCGUCAGCACUCGCAGCGAGCUCGGGGCCUGGGAACGAUCAUCGACUUACGAUGAUCAAAGCUUGCGUGGACGCCUUUCAUAUCAACGUGAUUUUGAUCGUUGGACACGAAAAGCUCAAUGUGGAGAUGCAGCGGACGUACGGAAACCGCAUUGAAGUAGUCAAGAUUCCGAAAUCUGGAGGGGUUGUGGAACUAGAUCAGCUCUAUCGCCUCCGUAUACACAAGUACCAGCUGCAUAACUACUUUUACGGUCACCUGAUCGAGCCGCCGCCGGGCCUCACCAGCAAAGGGUACAUCCAGGCUGGAGAGCAAGCCCCCGAGCUCACUAUGCACCUAUCUCCAUCGUCGAUGGUCGUGAAUUUCGGAGACCUCACAAUCUACCGGAUAGGAGAAGAAACCAUGGCACCGACGUCGGCGCUGCCAAUCGGUGCGGCGCGGGUCGUCUCUGAGAUGCAGCCUCUACUCGUUGACCCCGCGGCUUCGGGUUCGGGCCUAUACAACGCCGUUUUGGCGAUCCUUGCCCCGCCGAAUCCGGACGAAUCGGAACGGUACGACGAAGAGAUUCUAGACCUGCCCGUGGUGGGCUACGUCGUCAUUACCGCGAUGGACAUAACCAAUAAGCGAAUGACCGUGUUGGCCCCUACCCAAAGCUCUCUGGUUGGUCGGACUGCCAUCGUGGGCUCGUUUGAAUGGUCAGAAUGA
Molecule: messenger RNA, 1770 nt
Organism: Trametes versicolor FP-101664 SS1
Lineage: Eukaryota; Fungi; Basidiomycota; Agaricomycetes; Polyporales; Polyporaceae
Product: cleavage polyadenylation factor subunit CLP1
Exons: 9
Coding region: 256-1770 (504 amino acids)
Biological process (GO): tRNA splicing, via endonucleolytic cleavage and ligation
Cellular component (GO): nucleus; mRNA cleavage factor complex
Molecular function (GO): polynucleotide 5'-hydroxyl-kinase activity
Source: RefSeq, a predicted model, not a curated record